Messenger RNA from Pipistrellus nathusii (Nathusius's pipistrelle), 1731 nucleotides. The record is from the annotation of a GenBank genome assembly. Lineage: Eukaryota; Metazoa; Chordata; Mammalia; Chiroptera; Vespertilionidae.
AUGAAUACGGCUCCAUCAAGACCCAGCCCCACACGAAGAGAUCCAUAUGGCUUUGGAGACGGUCGAGAUUCAAGACGUGAUCGAUCCCCAAUUCGAGGAAGUCCAAGAAGAGAGCCCAGGGAUGGGAGAAAUGGUCGUGAUACCCGCGAUAGCAGAGACAUGCGAGACCCCCGAGACUUGCGGGACCACAGAGAUAGAGACAUUCGGGAUCACAGAGACAGAAGUAUGCGUGAUGCUCGGGACAUGAGGGAUCUUAGAGACUUCCGUGAUCUAAGAGACUCUAGGGAUUUUAGAGAUCAUCGAGACCCCAUGUAUGACAGAUACAGAGAUAUGAGAGACUCCCGAGAUCCCAUGUACAGGAGAGAAAGCUCUUAUGACCGAUACCUGCGAAUGGAUGACUAUGGCAGGAGAAAGGAUGACUCUUACUUUGACCGUUAUAGGGAUAGCUUUGAUGGAAGAGGCCCUCCAGGCCCAGAAAGUCAGUCUCGUGCAAAAGAGCGUUUGAAACGUGAAGAACGGCGUAGAGAAGAGCUUUAUCGUCAAUAUUUUGAAGAAAUCCAGAGACGCUUUGAUGCUGAAAGGCCUGUUGAUUGUUCUGUAAUUGUGGUCAACAAGCAGACUAAAGAUUAUGCUGAAUCUGUGGGGCGGAAGGUACGAGACCUAGGCAUGGUAGUGGAUUUGAUCUUCCUCAACACAGAGGUUUCGCUGUCACAAGCCCUGGAGGAUGUUAGCAGGGGAGGGUCUCCUUUUGCUAUUAUCAUCACCCAGCAACACCAGAUUCACCGCUCCUGUACAGUCAACAUCAUGUUUGGAACCCCACAAGAGCACCGCAACAUGCCCCAGGCAGACGCCAUGGUGCUGGUGGCCAGAAAUUAUGAGCGCUACAAGAAUGAGUGCCGAGAAAAGGAACGCGAGGAGAUUGCCAGACAGGCAGCCAAGAUGGCCAAUGAAGCCAUUCUGCAGGAAAGAGAGCGAGGGGGCCCCGAUGAAGGAGUACGCGGAGGCCAUCCUCCAGCCAUCCAAAGCCUCAUCAACCUGCUGGCAGACAACAGGUACCUCACUGCCGAAGAGACUGACAAGAUCAUCAACUACCUGCGAGAGAGGAAGGAGCGGCUGAUGAGGAGCAGCACCGACUCUCUGCCUGGCCCGAUUUCCCGCCAACCACUCGGGGCGACCUCGGGUGCCUCGCUGAAGACACAGCCAAGCUCCCAACCGCUCCAGAGCAGCCAAGUGCUCCCCUCUGCUACACCCACUCCAGCUGUGCCCCCCACCUCCCAGCAAGAGCUUCAGGCCAAAAUCCUCAGUCUCUUCAAUAGUGGCACGGUUGUGGCCAAUAGCUCUGCAUCUCCCUCAGUCGCUGCCGGAAACACCCAGAACCAGAAUUUUUCCACACCUGUAAACAGCCAGCCUCAGCAGAGAUCACAGGCCUCUGGCAAUCCGCCUCCAAACAUUUUGGGACAGCCACCAUCUGCUCGGAACAUAGGCCCCAGGCCUGGGGCUCCUUCCCAGGGGCUCUUUGGCCAGCCUUCCAGUCGCCUGGCACCUGCCAGCAACAUAGCUAGCCAGAGGCCGGUGUCUUCCACAGGUAUCAACUUUGACAAUCCGAGUGUACAGAAGGCUCUGGACACUCUGAUCCAGAGUGGCUCUGCUCUCUCCCACCUGGUUAGCCAAACCACAGCACAGGUGGGGCGGCCCCAGGCGCCCAUGGGAUCUUACCAGAGGCAUUACUGA